AUGUUACCGUCGCAGAAGAUGUACAGUGAGGCUGAAAACCUCGCCACCAUGACAAGCGCUGCUAUGUCAAAUGUGGACAGCAUGGGGCCAACCUGCAGCUCCAUCAACUCCACGAGCUGCGUCUCCAUUGGAAUGUCAAUCGGUGUCGGACCCAAUUGUUGUUCCCAGGGCCCUAGCACCUUUCACAUUAGCUCGAUGAACCCAGCAAUCGGAAUGGCAACAAUGAGUGGUUACGGUGAUGCUGCAUUGGGUGGCGAAGACGCGUAUAUCAAUGCCGUUGGCUACGGAUCUCAUUCCCCAGGUAGUAGCGGUGGUGUCACAAGAGACUUGCCCUUUUUAGGUGAAGCAGAUUCAACAAGUUCGGCCCUUCAACGAGGGAGAAACGACAAAUUUUACCGAAGAAGUUAUACCCAUGCGAAACCACCAUAUUCCUACAUCAGCCUUAUUACAAUGGCAGUACAAAAUGCAAGUAGCAAAAUGCUAACCCUGUCCGAAAUCUACUAUUUUAUCAUGGAUCACUUUCCAUUUUACAGACAAAACCAACAACGCUGGCAGAAUUCUAUCAGGCAUUCCCUCAGUUUUAACGACUGUUUCGUUAAAGUACCUAGGACUCCAGACAAGCCAGGUAGGGGAUCCUUCUGGACUCUGCAUCCUGAAAGCGGCAACAUGUUCGAGAAUGGAUGCUACCUCAGACGUCAGAAGAGGUUCAAAGACGAGAAGAAGGAACCCACAAGGCAUACUACUAAACAUCAUCAUUACAACUCUGGUAGAAACGGACAGGAUAGGCCUUCAUCCACUGGAAUCAAUCACGGAAAAAAGACACCUCUACGUCACGGUCAACACCAAGACGACCAAGAGCUACCUUUUCUAGUUUCUUCACACCAUCACACCAGUGGUCUGCAUCAACAUUACGCGGGUUUGAAAAGUGUCACAAGCGAUAAUGGAGGGUUUCUGGGUUCGGAUCUUGAUUCAACUCAUGAUGAUAUCGCUGCCGUAGUUGGGAGGAGUUUACAUUCUCAUCUUCUGAGCGAACCUAGUGGUCUUCAACACGCGAUGCCAGGAAGUUUAAAACAGGAAUCUCCUUAUACGGCUGCGAGUCAUCCCUUCAGUAUCACGAGCCUGUUUCCCAGUGCUACGACUAGUGCUUCACCAGAUUUGCAGAACACAAAAUCACCAGAGCUAAAGAUGUAUGCACUUCAUCAAAGUUUUGCGAAUUACGGUUCGCCUCAUCAUCCACAUCCAGGGCCGUCUAGACAUCACCAUCGGAAUGAAAUGCAUGAGUCGAAUUUAAAUCAUAUGCGUGACAUGAGCAAUCAUUAUCAGGACUAUUGCCAGAGCACUCUUUAUCAUGAUGCAAGUGUUAACACGUCCAGUGCACCGCCGCCUCCGUCGACUACCUCGGCGCCGGGAUUGUAA
Belonocnema kinseyi is the source of this 1416-nucleotide messenger RNA. Its product is annotated as silk gland factor 1-like. Bases 1 to 1416 code for a protein of 471 amino acids. NCBI's taxonomy places the organism in Eukaryota, Metazoa, Arthropoda, Insecta, Hymenoptera, Cynipidae. The transcript has a single exon. The record is from RefSeq and is a predicted model, not a curated record. Gene Ontology annotation, molecular function: protein domain specific binding; DNA-binding transcription factor activity, RNA polymerase II-specific; transcription factor binding. Gene Ontology annotation, biological process: anatomical structure morphogenesis; regulation of transcription by RNA polymerase II; cell differentiation.